AUGAGCAACAGCAUUAGCAACAUUAACAAAGAUGAUAGUACGGCUGAUAAACAAGAGGUUGAAGCAUUCUUCAAGAAACAGGUCAGACUGCCAGACAAUAGGAUGUGCUUUGACUGCAAUGCAAAGAACCCGCAAUGGGCAUCGAUCCAAUUUGGUGUAUACAUCUGCAUAGACUGUUCACUCAAUCAUCGCUAUCUAGGCACUCAUAUCACCUUUACAAGGUCAAUCACAUUGGAUACAUGGAGACCAUCACAUCUGAGAUUGAUGGAGUGUGGAGGCAAUCUCAAUGCCAGAAUGUACUUUGGGGAGCAUGGUAUCCUUGAUGACAAGUUCAACGAGAAGUAUACCUCAGCACCAGCACAGACUUAUAAGAAGUUGCUAGAGGCCAAGGCCACUAAACUAGCAUCAACAACAAACAAUGAGAACACAUUGGUCGAUCUCUUCUUUGACACUUUACCAUCAACAUCUACAUCAACAUUAACAUCAGCUUCAGCAUCAACGCCAACAUCAUCGACUUUGUUAUCAAAGGCACCGGAGCAACAGUUGAAGUCACAGGGCGCCACCGGCUCACCGUAUGGCGAGUCACCAUCGAUAGAGGCACAGUCCGUCGUCAUGUUGGAUGAUGACGAAUGGGACAACUUUGAGGUUUCAUCAACAAACAAAGUGACGCCAAAGAGUGGCGCCAGCUCAAACAGUGCCUCCAACAAGAAGACUGCUGUGGCAAAGAAGAUCACCAAGAAAUCCUUUGACGACGAAUGGGAUUCUGUCCCAGAAAAGGUCACGCCAACCUAUUCACCAACAUUGGCAUCAUCAAAGAACGAAUCACCAGACUUCAACAACAACAACAGGUCAUCCAACAAAGGUUACUCAUCCAAAUUCUCAAUGGACCCAGAGACCAAAGUUGAACCCUUGUAUAAUAAUGGAGGUAACAACAAUACUUCAAGCGGUGGAAGUAACAAACCAAAGCAACAACAACCUCAACAUAAGUACUUGGACGACAUGACCAACUAUGACACUCCAACAUCAUCGUCAUCGGACUCGAGAAAGAGCGACAGCAGUAACUCGUCAGACUUUGCCAGGAAGAACUUCUCCAAUGCCAAGGCGAUAUCUUCAAAGCAGUACUAUGGCGACGAUCCAAAGAAUAACAAUGGCGAGAAGCAAGCCAGACUGCAACAAUUCAAUGGUGCUCGAUCGAUCUCAAGUGCUCAGUAUUACAAUCGUGACGAAUCGCCCAAGAUGUCAGACCUGUCCGCAUCAGACAUUGCAAGCAAGUUGGUGUACAAUAUCAAGUCGGAGCUAAAGUCAAUCUCCAAAGCAUUGGACAACCUGUAG
Acytostelium subglobosum LB1 is the source of this 1332-nucleotide messenger RNA. RefSeq lists its product as hypothetical. Gene Ontology annotation, molecular function: GTPase activator activity. Bases 1 to 1332 code for a protein of 443 amino acids. The record is from RefSeq and is a predicted model, not a curated record. NCBI's taxonomy places the organism in Eukaryota, Evosea, Eumycetozoa, Acytosteliales, Acytosteliaceae. The transcript is spliced from 4 exons. Gene Ontology annotation, biological process: COPI coating of Golgi vesicle.